AGAAUACAUUUGACGUCACAAUACGCAAACAAGCGACGUGUGUCUGGUUUCAGGACGCCUCCCUCGCAGGGUGCGUGGGAGGGCCGCCGAGCUUCUGUGGAGACCUACGGAAAGCGAGCGGCCUGUCUGCUUUUUAUUGCCAAGGGAGCGGCGUGAGGACAGCAUGCACAGCGUGAGUUCUCCAGCAGGCCGCGUCCUCAACGAGGACCAGUUUAGCUGCUCCAUCUGCCUGGAAGUGUUUGUGGAGCCCGUGUCCACGCCAUGCGGUCACAGCUUCUGCAAGGCCUGCCUGCAGGGCUACUGGAACCACAGCAAGAAGUUCCUGUGCCCCAUGUGCAAGAAAAGCUACACCAGGAAGCCCGAGAUGAGCGUCAACAGGGUCCUGGCAGAGAUCUCAUCUCAGUUCCAGGGGAUGGCGGUGUCCGGCGGGGCCGAAGCACUUGGAUCGUCCACGCGAGGGUCCAUGCUGAAUCUGAGUUCGGAUCCGGGAUCCCCGAGCUAUGAAACUGGCGAGUUUGCGCGGCCCGGGGAAGUACCCUGCGAUGCUUGUAUCGGAAGGAAGAUGAAGGCGCACAAGUCGUGCGUCAACUGUCCCGGGUCCUUCUGUCAAACCCAUCUGAGACAUCAUAAAAAGGUGAAGUCCCUGACGUCCCAUCGCCUGAUCGAGCCCACCUUCCACCUGGAGAGCAAAAUCUGUAAGAAGCACGAGCGCCUUCUGGAGCUUUACUGCCGCACCGACCACGCCUGCAUUUGCAGCGGCUGCGUGGACACCUCGCACAAAUCGCACGAUGUGGUCUCCGUGGACCAUGAGUGGAAGAAGAAAAUGAGCAGCCUGGGAAAGAAGCAGUCCGAGCUGAAGCACCUGAUUAAAGAGCGCGGAAAAAAGCUGGACGAACUCAAGCAAUCCAUUAAGGUCAUCAAGGCCAGCGCCCAGAAGGAGCUGGAGGAGAGCUGGCAGGUGUUUGCCGAACUGCAGCGCCUGGUGGAGCAAAGCCAAGCCGAGCUGGUGGAACACAUCGCCACGAGACAACGCGAGGCCGAGCGCCACGCGCAGGAGCUGGCGCGAAGCCUGGAGAACGAACUGAGUCAACUGAGGAGGCGGAGCCAUGAGUUGGACGCCCAGGCCCAGAACAAGGACAAAGUGGUCUUCUUGCAGCACUUGGCCACCUUGCCCCCGCUUCCCGAGCCCACCGACUGGUCGGCGGUGAGCAUCAACACCGACCUCUACCUGGGAACCAUCCGCUCGUCCGUCAGUGGCCUUAUGGACAAAUUUCAGGAGGAGCUGAAGAAGCUGUAUGGCAAAGAACUCCGCAAAGUGCAGAACUACUCCGUUGAGGUCAUCCUGGACCCAGCCACCGCCCAGAAGAACCUGGCGCUGUCCGACGACGGCCGCCAGGUGAGGUACGAGGAACGCAAGACGGCUCACUCCGAGGGCCCUAAACGUUUCAGUCCGGCCCUCUUUGUCCUGGGCCGGGAGGCUCUGAGCUCGGGACGCCACUACUGGGAGGUGGACGUGGCCCGCAAGACAGCCUGGACUCUGGGUGUGGCCAACGCCUCGGCCCGUCGCAAGGGCGAGAUCAAGCUGAGUCCCGCCGGCGGCUACUGGUGCCUGUGGCUGAAGAACGGCCAGGUGAAAGCGCUGGCGUCCUCCCGCCUUCCUCUCACGCUAACGUCCCAGCCCGCUAAAGUGGGCGUUUUCCUGGAUUACGAAGGGGGCCAGGUCUCCUUCUACGACCCCAAGGCCCGCCUGCACCUCUACACCUUCGUCCACAACUUUAACGAAAACCUGUACCCCAUCUUCAGCCCCUGCCUCAGCCAGGACGGCAAGAACACUUCCCCUCUCGCUAUCACAUCCGUCAAACAUAGCUGACUUUGAUGAGGGUUGCAAGGGGGGGGGGGGGGGGGACGACUUCCAGAAAGUUUCUGGUGGAAUUUCAAUGGAGACCUUUUCAUACCGGUACAUGGACCUUUUAGUUUUUAUUUUUGGUCAUUAGCAAAUAUCAAUACAAAAUCAAUAGCUCUCCAAGUAAGGUCAUAACAAGAUGUUGAAUUGAUUCCCUGCUUUUUCACUCCCCCUUGAGCAGCAGUGUAAUCAAAGCUUGCUCAGAUCUCAAAAUGUGUCUUGCGACAAAUAGCAAAAAAUAAAUAAAAUAAUCGAGCAAGCAGCUGUUCAUAGCGUGAAAUAAGGUAUUUUGGGUACUCAGAGGUACUUGCAUGAAAUCUGCUUGUGUCCAACCAUCAUUUAAAAAAAAAAGAAUUCCCAUUAAUUUGUCCAAAUAGUUUUCCAAUUCCCUUAACUUUGCAACCCGACGUUUUCCCGUAAUGACGUACGCUUUGGAGCUCAACUGCCUGACACGCCCUGAAAACAAAAUUCAUUCGAUGUGGACAACAUUCACAACGGGUUCUAACUCUUUUUGUCUCAGACUUGGACUUUGGAGAUCAAAGUUUACUGACAACAGGCUCAAUUAAAGGAACAGACGGUGGUCUCAAUGUGUUGACUUGCUUUUGUUGAAUAAAGAUGCCUUCAGAUUUA
Molecule: messenger RNA, 2533 nt
Organism: Hippocampus zosterae (dwarf seahorse)
Lineage: Eukaryota; Metazoa; Chordata; Actinopteri; Syngnathiformes; Syngnathidae
Gene: btr12
Product: bloodthirsty-related gene family, member 12
Exons: 8
Coding region: 164-1870 (568 amino acids)
Molecular function (GO): protein binding; zinc ion binding
Source: RefSeq, a predicted model, not a curated record